This is a messenger RNA of Physcomitrium patens, 2795 nucleotides long. RefSeq names its product vacuolar-sorting receptor 3. Lineage: Eukaryota; Viridiplantae; Streptophyta; Bryopsida; Funariales; Funariaceae. Gene Ontology annotation, molecular function: calcium ion binding. The record is from RefSeq and is a predicted model, not a curated record.
UUCAAUAUUUGUUUUUUUUUGUUUUUUUUUUUCGUCGUUUACUCCCGGUCUUGCAUGCUUGUUUGUUGCGCAGGAAUUUGUUUCGUAGAUUCAUUUAUUUUUGUUUCUUUUCGUUUUCGCAACGACUGAAGGGCAUUUCUGCUGCACCACACAUGUAUCGCCUGUACCUAACUUCGUCAUGGCUGGAAUUUGAUGUGUAAUUGAAGCAUGAUGUCUAGAUGAAUGAGUUUUAGCGAGUUGCGGUGGUAGUGUGGUGGAGUUGAUCAUUUGUGGUGACGAAGGGGAGUUUUUGAGUUGCAAUUUGUGGUAGAGGGCGGAAGCGACUGUUGGAGGAAGUUUUUUUUUUCGACUUAUUUAUGGAGGAGUGGGGCUGUAUUGCCUCUCUAAUUCUGACGUUGUCGGUGGAAUUGCAACGUUGGUUGGUGGAUUCGUAGAGUGUGAGGGAGGAUUUGUAGCGGUCAAGUGGAUCUAUUUUAGGAAUUCAAUUAGUUUGUGAGUUUUUUUGAUGAGUGUAUGUAGCUUUUGUUUGAGAGCAAUGGCGUAUAUGGAGACUGUGAGGAGUUUGAGAAUCGCAAUACUUGUGAUGACGGUGAUUCUUGUAGUGGAACCGGCUCUUGGAAGCUUUAUGGUGGAAAAGAACAGCUUAACUGUGAUAACUCCUAAGAGCUUGAAGGGGACGUAUCAAAGCGCUAUUGGUAAUUUUGGAGUUCCUCAGUAUGGUGGCACGCUGUCAGGUGUGAUUGUGUAUUCGACGGUGAACUUGAAAGGCUGUGACAAAUUCCCUGAUGACUAUUUUCGAUCGAAACCUGGUGCCUGGCCCAACUUCGCCCUCAUCGAUCGUGGUGAUUGUUACUUUUCAACAAAGGUUUGGAAUGCGCAACAAGCUGGCGCAGCAGCGGUGCUCGUGGCAGACGACAAGCAUGAGGACCUGAUAACCAUGGACUCACCGGAGGAAGAUCCCUCGGCAUCACAGUACCUACAAAAGAUUUCCAUUCCAUCUGCGCUUAUUGAAAAGAAAUUUGGGGAUAGUUUGAAGAAGGCUCUUAGCGACAAGGAAUUCAUCUCUAUGAAACUCGACUGGCGAGAGUCACUUCCACAUCCCGACGACCGCGUGGAGUAUGAGUUUUGGACCAAUAGUAACGACGAGUGCGGCCCUAAAUGUGACGCUCAAGUUGAAUUUGUCCGGAACUUCAAAGGCGUCGCUCAAAUUCUGGAGCGAGGGGGUUACACUCAAUUCACUCCUCACUACAUUACGUGGUACUGUCCACAGGCGUUCAUUGAGAGCAAGCAGUGCAAGUCACAAUGCAUAAAUAACGGUCGUUACUGUGCUCCGGAUCCCGAGAAAGAUUUUAACAAAGGGUAUGAUGGCAAGCAAGUUGUUACCGAGAAUCUCAGGCAACUUUGCGUUUUCAAGGUUGCAAAUGAAAGCAAUCCCCGCCAGCCAUGGAAAUGGUGGGAUUAUGUCACAGAUUUUCAAAUACGUUGCCGGAUGAAAGAUAACAGAUACGGUCCCGAGUGUGCUGAGGAAGUCAUCAAAUCGCUCAACAUCGAUGUUGACAAGGUGCGCAAGUGCAUGGGCGACCCAAACGCUGAUGCUGACAACGAUCUUUUGAAGCACGAGCAGGAAGCUCAGGUUGGCAGCGGCGUUCGGGGAGAUGUAACCAUAUUGCCGACGCUUGGCAUCAACCAACGACAAUAUCGAGGCAAACUGGACAAGACGGCGGUGUUGAAGGCCAUCUGCUCGGGUUACCAAGAAACCGCGGAUCCGCCUGUAUGCUUGAGCGAUACUGUAGAGACUAAUGAGUGUGUGGAUAAUAACGGUGGUUGCUGGGAGAGAGGUUCCGUAACCGCAUGCAAGGAUACCUUCAGAGGUCGUGUUUGUCAAUGUCCGCUUAUCGAUGGCGUGCAAUUUGAGGGUGACGGCUACACUCAUUGUGAAGCCCAUGGUCCUGAGCGUUGCAAGGUAGAUAAUGGUGGGUGUUGGGAAGAGACACGACUUGGAGUCCAUCAUUCAGCUUGCCAUGGUCAUCAUCAUCAUCACGGCUGUCAUUGUCCAUGGGGUUUUGAGGGAAACGCGUCGAGAGUUGAAGGGGGUUGCGUAGAUGUCGACGAAUGCUCCAGGAAGUUGAAGUGCCAGUGUCCUGAGUGUAAAUGCACCAAUACUUGGGGUUCAUACAAAUGUGAAUGUUCAGGCGAUCUACUGUACUUUCACCAGCAUGAUACAUGUAUAAAUCAAAAGGGUGCACAAUCUGAGACGGCGGGGUGGGUGGUUUCCCUUAUCGUGUUAGCCGGUAUUUCGGUUCUUGGGCUUGGCAGUUACGUUGUCUACAAAUAUCGCCUCCGGACGUACAUGGAUUCAGAGAUUCGAGCGAUUAUGGCCCAGUACAUGCCGUUGGAUAGUCAAAGCGAAAUUCAGAAUCACUCUCGCGAUGAUGUAAUAUAAAAUUGAAGCUGUUAGGCAGUGCGGUUUAACGUGGUUUGUCGUCGAAGUUGUGCGUCAUACCACGGUUUAAUAACGACAACGAAAGAAGGAAACACUUUUACCCUUAUGAAGCAUGGAGCCAGAUGUCACUGAAAUCAACCCAUAGAGUCUGGUGGAAGCAAGUAGAUAUUUAUCAGAAUGUUCAUCUCUGAAUGCUGGAUGGGAGGGUGUAAGUCGACAAUUAGGGGACCGCACGCUUUUUUGGCAUUGUGCCAAGUCAGUUGCAAUCCUGCUGAUUGUGCUGACUUGGGUCUUUGUAAUCCAGACAUGAAUAUCAGUGUUAGUUUGCGAUUGGAAUCUCUCUUCUCACGGA